Molecule: messenger RNA, 1942 nt
Organism: Abrus precatorius (Indian licorice)
Lineage: Eukaryota; Viridiplantae; Streptophyta; Magnoliopsida; Fabales; Fabaceae
Product: protein GLUTELIN PRECURSOR ACCUMULATION 3
Exons: 16
Coding region: 161-1660 (499 amino acids)
Molecular function (GO): protein binding
Source: RefSeq, a predicted model, not a curated record
UCCCGACAUGAUCUUGAUUUUUUACUUAGCCGGAGUCAAGUUCUAGAUUUGAUUUGGCAAAAAUAUACACUUGUUCUUGAUUCCUACUAGGUUGAUAGUGUAUUGUUGCAUCAAAAACCUUUGAUUUAAACUGAAGCACUUCAGGCAAAGCAAAACAAAAAUGCAUUACUGGGUUCGAGCUAUAUCGUCUGAUUUCGCCGGGACUCCACCCCAACCUCGCAGUGGUCAUUCCGCUGUUAAUAUCGGGAAAUCCAAGGUUGUCGUGUUCGGUGGCUUAGUCGAUAAGAAGUUUCUCAGCGACAUAGCUGUUUAUGAUACUGAGGCCAAGCUAUGGCAUCAGCCUGAGUGCACAGGAAGUGGUUCAGAUGGGCAUGUGGGUCCCAGCCCUCGGGCUUUCCAUGUUGCUGUUGCAAUUGAUUGUCACAUGUUUAUUUUUGGGGGCCGUUCUGGGGGUCAGAGGUUGGGGGACUUUUGGGUUUUGGAUACUGAUAUAUGGCAGUGGUCUGAGCUUACUAGUUUUGGUGACUUGCCUUCCCCGCGAGAUUUUGCUGCAGCUUCGGCAGUUGGAAACCGGAAAAUUGUCAUGUAUGGUGGAUGGGAUGGAAAAAAGUGGCUAUCUGAUGUUUAUGUAUUGGAUACAAUAUCACUCGAGUGGAUGGAGCUCUCAGUUGCUGGCACAUUGCCUCACCCUAGAUGUGGGCAUACUGCCACAAUGGUCGAAAAACGGUUGCUUGUUUAUGGUGGAAGAGGAGGAGGCGGACCAAUUAUGGGUGAUUUAUGGGCCUUGAAGGGCCUCAUUGAAGAAGAGAAUGAAGCACCAGGGUGGACUCAAUUAAAGCUUCCAGGUCAAGCACCUUCUCCCCGUUGUGGCCAUACAGUUACAUCUGGAGGACAUUAUUGGAUUUUGCAGUUGUUGAUGUUUGGAGGGCAUGGGACUGGUGGAUGGUUGAGUCGUUAUGAUAUCUACUAUAAUGAUUGCAUUAUAUUAGACAGAGUUUCAGCACAGUGGAAGCGGCUUGCAAUAGGCAAUGAACCCCCUCCUGCUAGAGCAUACCACUCUUUGACAGUUAUUGGUUCACGGUAUCUACUAAUUGGUGGUUUUGAUGGGAAAUCAACUUAUGGUGAUCCAUGGUGGUUAGUCCCUCAAGGGGACCCAAUUGCAAAUAGAUUAACUACAUCUCCCCCUAGAAGUAUUCCUGAAAGUAAGGAUGCUUCACUUAAUGAUGAUUUUCAAUCUCAAUUCAAGGAAAGUCAAACAGAUAGGUUUUCUUUCUCUGAAUUGCAAAGGAGAUUGCAAAUAUCAGUUUCAGCCUCCAAUUCUAGGAUUCAAAUUGUAAAUGAGUUGGAAGACAAAGAGCUUCUUGAAUUAGCAUCAAGAUUAGCAGAUGAAAAAGUUUCUACAAAUUCACUGGCAAUUGAAGCGCUUCGUGAGCAUUGGAAAAAGUCUGAAUCAAAUACAAUUAAACUCAAAGAGCUGGGACCAUUGCUUCGGGAUUACCAACGUCUUAUUCAUCGGCACUAUCUAGAAAGGAGUGCAUCUGACCAGCAACCUGGAUUUGGUGAACAAGUGCGUCAAUUUUACCAUGUCAAAAAUGCUACUCAGUUGCGCAUGGAUGAUAUUCCAAAACUUCUGGUCGAGUACAAGCGCCUACCUAUAUGAAUAUUUGUUCGAUGAAAAUGACUUUUUUACCCUAGAGACAAGGAGCAAAAGAAAUCCAUAGUGAAUAUUAUCUAACUUAUAUGAAAUGCAAAGCAUGGUUCCCAGAUAUGUAUGCAUGAUUCACUGUAAGGUUUUGGUAUAAGUUACAAUUUUUAAGAGCAUCGACCUUGUUAAUAUCCUAAAAUGUAGUUUUUCUAUUUUCAACAUCAUAGUCAUACGUCGACAAAGAUGUUCAAUCAUAUCGACUGUAUAAUGUUGGAUGUACAAAAUUAAUUGUUUUUU